Hypoxylon trugodes is the source of this 1872-nucleotide messenger RNA. RefSeq names its product polysaccharide deacetylase. Lineage: Eukaryota; Fungi; Ascomycota; Sordariomycetes; Xylariales; Hypoxylaceae. Gene Ontology annotation, cellular component: membrane. The coding region runs from base 523 to 1326 and encodes 267 amino acids. Gene Ontology annotation, biological process: carbohydrate metabolic process. Gene Ontology annotation, molecular function: hydrolase activity, acting on carbon-nitrogen (but not peptide) bonds. The transcript has a single exon. The record is from RefSeq and is a predicted model, not a curated record.
UUGAUUUGAAAAUUAGAGAUAGUUGAUUAGAGUUAAGAGAAUUAAGGGGCUAUAGCCGGGAUAAGCUUGCUCUAUAAAAAGUAAAAAUCCGGCAUUGCGCAACGAUAUGCGGCCACUAAAAUCAAUAACUGGGAAGGCUCCGAUUGAGUAGAGCCACUAAAAACCCCUGAAACCCCCUAAAGCUACAUGAAUACUUACAACUGACGUAUGUGUUGACUUCCCUGAACCUAACCCGUUUUUUUAUUUUAUGAUUUUAAUUUUUUCUUGGCUCUUCUGUUUUACUUCGUCCCAUCAAGAAAUGAUCCCGAUAUUGAACAACGAUACACGACUCCGUCGCACAUUCGACAAGACGCGUGCAUACUGCCGAGGUCAAAGACAACAAUCCAUACUAUAACCGCCAUUAUAAAACAUCGAAUUAUAUAAUACCAUAUUACGUAACAAAUCGACGAAUGUUGCUGCCUCCUUGAAUAACGACGCCUUCCUUUCCCCUCCUAUAUACCACAGCAGUAGGAGCAACAGCAAAUGCCGCGUCUGCCCGCGCUCUUCCGGUUGCCCUCAAAGCUGCGACGGCGCGCGCGGCGCCGGAGGAUGACCACCCUAUUCUCGCUAUUCCUAAUAUUUAUCCUUCUCGCCGUACCUUUCUAUAUCGUCUAUAAACCUCCACAAUCAUUAAUCGCCUACUUCGCACGACGGUGGCCCGAUGUAUUAUGGGAGGUGAAGACAGAUAAAAAGAUCGUAGCAUUGACGAUCGACGACGCGCCCUCUGAACAUACACAGGAGAUUCUGGGAGUACUUAAUGGACAUGAAGCUACGGCUACGUUCUUCGUGAUAGGAGGUCAGGUACCCGGAAGAGAGGAGACGCUGGCGGAUAUUGUAAGAAGUGGAAGUGAAUUGGGCAACCAUGCGAUGCAUGAUGAGCCGUCGCGCGCUUUGCCAGAUGAUGAGUUGACGGAACAGAUCGAGACUGUGAGGGAGCGGAUAAAAGAUGCAUACGCAACUGCUAAUAGCGUUGAGCACCCUCACAUGCCGCCGCAGUACUUCCGGCCUGGGUCAGGAUUUUUCAGCGAUCGUAUGCGAGCGUUAGUAGAUCGGCUAGGGUAUAGAAUCGUGCUAGGAAGCGUAUAUCCUCACGACCCGCAGAUCAGUUGGGCCUGGUUAAACGCUCGCCAUAUUCUGAGCAUGGUGCGGCCGGGAGCUAUCAUAGUAUGCCACGAUCGCCGCGGCUGGACCGCUCCGAUGUUACGCAAGGUGUUGAAGACUCUUGGUGACCGAGGGUACCGUGUUGUUAGCUUGACGGAGAUGCUUCAGGAGACACAGCGGCGGUGAACGCUAUACAGGGGUAGGUUUCUUCCGGUUCUACGGCCUAGAAUAUGAAAUUCGAGGGAAGAAAAGAGACCUGCGUCCAUUUGGAUCGAGAAUCUAUUGUAUAGGCAUCCGUGGGAGAAUUUCCCGCCCUAAGGACGGAAACGCCCAUUACAAUUUCACUUGAUGUCGUCCACCGAUUAAGGUGGGGAUAUAGACCUUCAACCUCCAUGCAUUGGAAGGCGUUGGGUCUUGGAUCAGCAUAUAGGCGAGAUUGUACAUUGUGCGCGUAUAAGAAGGGCGAACAUACUCGAGUGUGUGGGAUGUUGUAUAUAAACAUGAAGCUCGGGUUGCGGAUCGAAUACACUAGACAAACAUAUAGCUUCAAUCUGAGUAUAUCAGAUGGCCUAUGGAGGUAGAGUUAUAGACCUCAUGGGUUCGGGAGAUUUCCUGGCACAGGCUAGGUUGGAUCAUCUACGAAGGAACAUCUAAUGAUGUUUUUGAUAGUCCAGAAAGCUACGAACUCGCUACGAGUCAAUAGAAAUUAAUGAUAAUACUAUGUGACGACGG